Trachemys scripta elegans is the source of this 2403-nucleotide messenger RNA. RefSeq names its product adenosine deaminase tRNA specific 1 (gene ADAT1). The transcript is spliced from 9 exons. Gene Ontology annotation, biological process: RNA processing. The record is from RefSeq and is a predicted model, not a curated record. Gene Ontology annotation, molecular function: adenosine deaminase activity; RNA binding. The coding region runs from base 408 to 1913 and encodes 501 amino acids. NCBI's taxonomy places the organism in Eukaryota, Metazoa, Chordata, Testudines, Emydidae.
GGUGGCCUCCUGCCCCAGGGCUGCCCGGGAAGGGUUGGCUCUGGGGCUGUGGUAACCGGGGUACCGCCCCUCGCCCGCUGCCAGGGAGCUGUAGGCCUUGGCGGGCCCGCGGCUGGCGCGAGCCCCCUCCCAGCAGCGCUCCUGGGCGAGCCCCGCGCGAACAGCCACGUCCGGGUCAACCUUGCAGUCUCCGGCACGGGGUGGACUUUUGCGCAUGCGCUCUCCUCUACCCCCGGCCCUAGAGCGCGCCGGCUCGCAAACGUCCUCGUGCGCGGGGGGCUCCGGCCGUCGCCGCGGAAACCAACCUCCUGACAGGUCGCGGGCGAAGCUCGCCUUGGGGCCCGGGCUCUGCUUCCGGAGCAGCCGGGAGCUCGGCAGGCCCGGAAGCUGAUGUGGCAGCUGUAGCCAUGUGGUCAGCUGAUGAAGUUGCUGGUCUGUGCUACACACAUUAUAGCACCAAGCUUCCUAAGCAGGGGAAGCCGGAUCCUAACCGGGAGUGGACUUUACUGGCAGCUGUGGUUAAAGUGGAGUCUGCACCUGAAAGAGAGGCUUGCCUUAAUGUUGGGAAUCUACAGGUAACUAAGGAAGUUGUUGCUAUGGGGACUGGAACUAAGUGCAUUGGCCAUACAAGAAUGAGGAAAACUGGGGAUAUUCUCAACGACAGUCAUGCUGAAGUCAUUGCCAAGAGGAGUUUCCAAAGGUAUCUCGUCCACCAGCUGUGGCUGGCAGCCUCACACCAACAGGGCAGCAUCUUCAGCCCAGGGACUGAGAUUGGGAAAUGGAAACUCAAACCACACAUCACCUUUAUUUUUUUCUGCAGCCAUACCCCCUGUAAGUACAUAAGAGCCAAUCCCUCAUGCUCUCAUCCCUGCCUGGUGCAUGUGAGCCAGCUACCCCAACCAUGGCUGAGAGAGGGUGGAGAUGCCUCCAUUAUUCCAAUGACCAAACCAGAGGACCAGCCUUGUGAGCUGGUUAGUAGAAAAGAUCCAACAAGGCAUUCAGCAGAUUGCAGUGGCAACCAUGAUCCUGUGGGUCCAGAAAAUAAAAGGAAAACAGAGGAAACUGCAAGUGAUCAUGUGACCAAGAGAAUGAAAACUGUCAUCAGUGAUUCUACAUGUGAGGUCACUGAGAGAAUAACUGCUCAGUAUGUUCCUGGCAAUCAACAAAACAUACAAGACACAAAUAUCAGCCGCUCUGAAUUUAUUACAGAUGGACAAAGAGAGAUCUUAACGUGUGCUAAGGAGACCGGACUAAUAGGAGCCAAAGUGAUGGAUGUUUAUAGAACCGGAGCAAAGUGUGUGCUGGGAGAGAGGGAUGAUGCUCGGAGACCUGGGGUAGAAUAUCAUCAUGUUGAGUUACUACGAGUGAAGCCAGGCCGUGGAGACAGGACCUGCUCCAUGUCCUGCAGUGAUAAACUAGCUCGCUGGAAUGUACUGGGCUGUCAAGGAGCCCUCCUGAUGCAUUUCCUACAGCACCCGGUGUAUUUCUCAGCGGUUGUAGUGGGGAAAUGCCCAUAUAGCCAAGAGGUCAUGCGGAGAGCAGUUAUUGAAAGAUGUCAGCACAUCUCAUUUUUACCUGAUGGUUUCCAUGUUCAGGAGGUGAAAAUGUUGCAGUCAAAUCUUCAGUUUAAACAUAGCCGCCAUGCAAUUCAGACAGGUCAUGCUAAUGGCAAAGCAAAGCUUGUUCCUUGUGGUGCAGCUAUCAGCUGGAGUGCUGUCCCUGAGCAACCUCUAGAUGUCACCUCAAAUGGCUUCAAGCAAGGAACAACAAAGAAAGGAAUCGGAAGUUGCCAGACCAGUGAGAGGAACCAGCCAGAGACACUAGCCCAUGGGAGCAGAACCAGGAACCUUUUGGACCUAUGGAUCCUUAGAUCUUUCUGCAAUUUUCAUUGGACUCUUCCUGCUCUGUGCUGAUUGGCUGCUUGUUCCAUCCCUCCCUCAGUCUCCUCACCUCAUCUUCACUCUACAUCUGACCCUCUUCUCCCCUGUCCUGUCCCCCUCAUUCCCCUUCCCUUUUCUUUCCCUUUAGCUUAUCUCCUCUUAUGUAGCCCCCCAUCUGCCUUCCUCCCCGUUCCUCCCCAAAAGUGGAACUAGCAUGCUGUUUGCUGUCAUCACAUUGCUCACUCUGCUGGUGUGUUCUAUUCCUUCCCCCACCCUGUGUCUGUCUGGUCUAGUUACACUGUAAGUUCUUCAGGGCAGGGACUGUCUGCUGCUCUGUAUUGUACAGCGACUGGUCCUGUUCUUGGUGGGCCCUUAGGCACUGCCAUAAUAAACAUGUUAAAUAAUAAUACCUGCUCCUAGAACUGUGGAUAAGUGCACUUUAUAUAAUUGCAAUAAAGUCAGACCAGAGAGACCAAGAACUGGAUGGACUAUGGAGGUUGAAUUAACCUCUCAUCCUGAACAG